Messenger RNA from Empidonax traillii (willow flycatcher), 781 nucleotides. RefSeq names its product cartilage oligomeric matrix protein (gene COMP). The transcript is spliced from 5 exons. NCBI's taxonomy places the organism in Eukaryota, Metazoa, Chordata, Aves, Passeriformes, Tyrannidae. The record is from RefSeq and is a predicted model, not a curated record. Bases 1 to 660 code for a protein of 219 amino acids.
AUGAGUUUCUCAUACUGUUUACUUUUGCAACGCUCCCCGCGGAAGGAGCAGCCAGGAAUGACGUCCACCCUCGUCCAGCAUCCCGAGCAGGAACUUCAGAGGCAGGAAUGCAGCUUCAUAAAUAGCAAACCACAGGCUCUAAUGGGGAGCAGAGGCAGAGCUGCAGGUCCAGGACCCGCUGCAGGAGCGGCUCCUCCUUCGCCCACCCUGCCCCGACAUCCCAGGAUGAUUCCAGCUCUGCUCGUCGCUCUGCUCCUCUGCCUGUCCUGCCCCUUCUCCUCCUGUCAGCAGAGGAGGAUAGAUCCCACCCGGCACUUUGAAAGGAAAGAACCCGCCUUCAGCAAGAGACCCCUGAGUGCCCCGGCAGCAGGAGGUGAAGUCGGGCCAGAAAUGCUGGAGGAGAUGAGAGAAACCAACCGUGUGCUGACGGAGGUUCGGGAGCUGCUGAAGCAGCAGAUUAAGGAGAUAACGUUCCUGAAGAACACGGUGAUGGAGUGCGAUGCCUGCGAAAGCUCUGGGAGAUGCUCUGUUAUUCACCGGCACGCUCAGAGGGUGGAGCAAGAGCCAUUCCUGCCUUCGGAGGGAUCGUGCUCCUGCUGGAAAAGAGAUUACCCAGAGCUUCUGGGACAGAAACGCAUCCAUCCCCUGCAAUUGCUUUAAUCAUUUCCUCAUAAAACUGUCCUGAACUUUCUCUCUGUUACUUGAUUUCUGCCUCCCUCACUCUCUGUCCUGCUUUCCUGUGUGUCCUCCCGUGCUCCUGCCUUGCAGGGUCUGAGCCCUG